Molecule: messenger RNA, 1530 nt
Organism: Auanema sp. JU1783
Lineage: Eukaryota; Metazoa; Nematoda; Chromadorea; Rhabditida; Rhabditidae
Source: the annotation of a GenBank genome assembly
AUGACUGAAGGAACUACAGCCCCAGCUCACGAUGAGCAAACUCUAGAGAAAAUCAGAUCUGUGGAAUUACAAAUCAAAAGGUAUUGUAAUUUCAUACCAAUAUCAAAUUGGGGAUUCGAUGAGGAUACAUUAGAUUUCAUGAGGGAAAGAAAACAUAAAAUAGUUGAUGAGAAACUCUCAGAACAAGAGAAGCUUCAUCUAUCUAACUUCAAAAAACAAAAAGUAGCACGAGCAAUGGGCACAGUAUGUUCGACCGUCAGCGAAGUUUUUGAUUUUCUAGGCAAUGAAGGAAGAUCUAAUACACUGCCAAAGAAAGUUAUCUUGAAAAAACCUGAGAAGAAAGAUAAAUCCGGUCCACGAAAGUAUGGCAAAGCUCCCGAACAAUCAGAAGCCACGGCUGAAACUAAAGAAAGUGCUCAUGAUAGCGAGGAGGAGGAAGAAGAAGAAGAGGAGGAACUUCCAACUGAUAAGAAAAAAACAAAAUCGUCUAACACUAGUGAGAAAAAGAAUGGCAAGUCUACCAAUGAUGAGAUUAAGAAAGCAUCAAAGCCAGUUGCUGCCGUCAAGCCAACUCCAAGAAAAGAAAGUUCGCAAGAACAAGACGCCUCAAUGGAGGAGGAGUCUGGCACCAGUCCUGCGCUUGCGCCAGAAAAAUCAUUUGAUGCUGAUAGCGAUUCCACUGACGACGAAACGGAGAUUGAUGUAAAGUCUGGAGGAAAGAAGAGGAAACUACCCGUGAAAACUGACAUAAAUGUAAAAAAAUCAAAAAUUGACAAAGAAUUGGAGAAAUUUGAGAAUGUUGAUAUUUCGACCUUGGACCCUAUUGAAAGCCGUAAGGUUGCUAUGCUCAAACUACAGAAAAAGCUGGAGUUGAUGAAAGUUUCUCGUACGACAACUAAAACGCAUGUCAAAGCCGAUGCUUUGAAGCGAGUAGAAGAGAGAAAAAUGAAGAGACGUAUGAAUAAGCUGAAAGGCAAGCAGAAACGAGCUCAAGAGAAAGGUUCUACAUCUGAAAAAGCUGAUGUUAAACCUAAGGUCGUAGCUCGUAAAGACGAAGAGUUACCCAGAACAGAAGAAGGGAACAUUGUGUAUUCUAAGUUCGAUUUCAUAGUUAAGGACGAUGAAAGAAAGAAACGAUCAACCAAUGCGGAGAAGCGAGAUAAGUUCACUGGAAAGGAUUAUAAAUCUCUUCUUAAUAAGGUUGAAAAACGGGAUGAGAAGUUAGCUAACUUACAUAAGAAUGAACCCGAAAAAGCCAAGGAAAUGGAAGAAAGUAUAAAGUGGAACAGAGUUUUAAAGAAAGCCGAAGGUGUGAAAGUGAAAGAUAAUGCUGAAUUGCUGAAGAAAGGAUUGAAACGCAAGGAAAAAUUGAAGCAGAAGAAGCUGGAUAAAUGGGAUAGUAGGGUCGAGAAAGUCAAAACCGAUAAAUCUGCUAAACAAGACAAGCGUACCACAAACCUCCAGAAGAGAGUGGACGAUAAGAAAAAGAAAAAGUUGCAAAAAAUGCGUAAGAAGGGCAGAAUUCUAUAA